Molecule: messenger RNA, 3309 nt
Organism: Galendromus occidentalis (western predatory mite)
Lineage: Eukaryota; Metazoa; Arthropoda; Arachnida; Mesostigmata; Phytoseiidae
Gene: Tbc1d8-9
Product: TBC1 domain family member 8/9
Exons: 3
Coding region: 1-3303 (1100 amino acids)
Molecular function (GO): calcium ion binding
Source: RefSeq, a predicted model, not a curated record
AUGUGGGUAGAAGCUCGAGAAAUCCUCAUAGCGUCCGGGCUAUGGACGGUGGAGAAGAAGUCGAAGUUCUUCUCCCUCCAGAGACGGAAAGGCCACGGUGCCCGAGGCGUACCAUCGGUGCUCCUCAGCACUGUGGAUUCAAUUCUCUACAAUAAGAAGCCCGCCCCUUUUCGAGUCAUUCACCACACACCGAGCUCCGAGGUGAGCUGGUGUGUAGCGGAGGCGUUCAGCGUCGAAGAAAUCGAGAGAGAUUGGCAAUGGCUGGAGAAGAACUUGACACCGACGUUGGAGCAAUGCGACGGAGAAGAUCAAAUGACCGAUAUAGUCAGAUGCAAAGUCGCCUCCAUGCUCAUGCAGUGCGUGCAAUCGCAAGGCGCUAUCGACACGACGGACCCCGAAUUCCAGACGACUGUCGCGAGUUUCCGCGAACGUUUCGAUAUGCCCGAGGAGAAACUCGUCAACUACUACGCAUGUAGUCUCAUGAUCAGGAGACUGCCGCAGAUGGGAUGGAUGUACUUGUCGCUGAACACCAUGUGCUUCUUUUCGUAUAUACUCGGCCGAGAGACGAAGAUCGUUCUCCGCUGGACCGAGAUCAGUGUAUUGGAUCGGAGCCGCAACGUACUCCUGCCCGAAUCUAUUCGAGUCGUCACCCGCGACGACAAGGAGUAUAUAUUCUCGAUAUUCAGAUCUGUCAGGGACACCUUCAAGCUCAUGGAUCAGCUUAACAACCUUGCCAUGCGUCAAAUAAUCUCCGAGGAGACCUACGAGGAGGAUCCCACGCUCUUCAGCCGUUUAGUGAAAAACGUUCGUAAAGGAUCACUCGUCAAACGAGACCUGGACGUUCGAGCGCAAUCCGAGUCUUAUCAGUUGAAAUUCCGACUACCGAAAGAUGAGCGUUUGGACGGAAGCCUCGAAUGCAAUCUCUUCACUCCGUACGACAAAAAGACGGUUUGGGGGACUCUAUAUUUCUCCCAGAAUUAUCUGUGUUUCGACAGCAGCGUGCGAAAUCUCGUCCGCCUCAUCAUUCCUCUACGCAACGUCAACGCAACGGAGAAGACCGUGCUGACCCUAGGAUCGAAGCAGAACGGUAUAUUAGUCAGCUGCAAAGACGACAACACGUUCAUGUUUGCGGAGAUCGACAAGAACGACCUCGAGUUCGUCAUCACGAAAAUCAGUGAGCUGCUGCAGAAGUUGGCGCCGACAGAAAUUAUUCGCUCGCCCAUUGGAGAGCCGAAACUCCGAGUCAAAUGGAAUACGCAACCCCUGGUUCAGCUUUUCCCCUUGAAGUACACCGAGGCCGGCGCGGCGAAGAUGCAGAAGCAGAGCGAGCUAUGGGAGCAACACUUCAUCAAGUACGGAAGAGGUGUCAGCACGUACCGAACGCACGAAGCUAUGCAGCUCGUAUUGAACGGGACUCCAGAUAAAGUCCGAGGAGAGAUCUGGAUGUUGUAUUCCGGAGCUCUGAAUGAAAUGCAACUCCAUCCCGGCUACUAUCAGAUUCUUGUUGAGGCAAGCCAAUCGAAGACCUCGAACACUGCGGAUGAGAUUGAGCGCGAUCUACAUCGCUCUCUGCCAGAGCAUCCUGCUUAUCAGAACGCGGUCGGUAUCGAUGCCCUGCGUCGGGUCCUGAACGCCUACGCCUUCAAGAAUCCAGACAUUGGUUAUUGUCAAGCCAUGAAUAUUGUCGGCAGUGUCCUACUGUUAUACAACCGGGAGGAAGAAGCUUUUUGGCUUCUCGUGGCAAUCUGUGAGAGAUUGCUACCGUUCUACUACAACACCAAGGUUAUCGGUGCCCAGAUCGAUCAGAGAGUCCUGCAGGAGUUGGUGAAAGAUCAUCUUCCCCAGCUACACGAUACGCUGGACAAUCUCGGAAUCCUAUCGAUGAUUUCUAUCUCUUGGUUCCUGACAUUGUUCCUCAGCGUGAUCCCGUUCGAAGCAGUUGUACAGAUAAUGGAUUGUUUCUUCUACGAUGGACCCCGAAUCAUUUUCCAGGUGGCUCUGACGAUUCUUGAUAAGAACAAAAAAUCGCUCGUCAAAGCAAAGGAUGACGGAUUCGCGCUGGCGAUGCUCAAUAGCUUCCUAAGCGGGAUCACAAACAAUUAUGGACCGAUUGUAGAAAACAAGCAGAGUACCGUUACGACCCCGACCGACACCGAUGACAACGAUAACAAAACUACUGACAUCAGCGAACUGCUGGAUAUCGCUCAUCGCCAGUUCGGUUUCAUCAGUGAGGAGAUGAUUGGGAAAUUACGCGAUAAGCAUCGGCGUCAAGUCGUGAGAACGCUGGAUGAACAAUCAACGAAUCAAGUUCUUCGUUCGCUCAACUCCGACCUGAUGCUGAAACAGUUAUUGAAGGAGAGCGACGCCUUGGAUUUACUUCAGCUGGUGAAAAAAGAACAACAACUGAAAAGUCGGAAGACCGACUACAGUGGCCCUCCGGCGAAAACCGAUCCGCUGUUGCCAAUCUACGAACAGUACAAGUUAGAUUUCGAUCACUUCAAAAAGCUUUACGAGAAAAUCUGUGCUGAUAUGUGGUACACGGGUGAUCAGCCUGAUGUCCUCAUGUUGAGGAUGUUCCAUUUGUUCGAUGAAAAUGAGGACGACUUCAUUAACUUUCGCGAAUUGUGCCAACUCAUGGCUGUUCUCUGCUACGGGGAUCUGGAGCACCGUUUAGGCCUUAUCUAUUCCGCCCAUUUGGUGAAGUCUGCUGUCGCUGACGAACCGAAUAUGUUCGAACAGUUGAGUGAGGACACGGAGACAGCUGCCGAUGCCGAGGAGUAUUUCGCCCGAGUCGCCGAAGACGAACGGAAUCCCGAGUUCAAGAACCUCUCCUCGUACACUCACUCGUCGCUGCUCGAUGCGCUGAUCUGGAGUCGUUUACAGACCGGUGUGUGGUCCGGAGGAACUCAACGCAUACCGUCCAUUAAUUUAGAUGAAGUAUUCCAGGAGCUUCCUGACAUGAAUCAGAAACAGUUCAUGGCGAUGUUCACUAGUCUCCAUCGACUCUUCAUGGGUCACAACAGGGAAGACGAGUUCGUGAAAUCGUUGGCGUCCAUGAGUAAUAUACUACUUCAAACGGGUGAACUUCAACAGAAAAUUCAGAAACCACCGAAUAGGGACCCAAUUCCGCCGGAAGACGAUCAGCGGGAGACGAAAACUCGACAGAGAUGGAACACCAAUUGGUAUCUGUCGUUCACUCAAUUCCGAGACACGCUCAGAAUCGAUGAUACUUUGUGCAAUUAUUUCUCGAUGAAACUGCCGCUCCCCGAAACUUUGGCAGACUUGAAGAAGAACGUAUAUUAGGAGGUC